Molecule: messenger RNA, 2639 nt
Organism: Anneissia japonica
Lineage: Eukaryota; Metazoa; Echinodermata; Crinoidea; Comatulida; Comatulidae
Exons: 2
Coding region: 420-1604 (394 amino acids)
Source: RefSeq, a predicted model, not a curated record
UUCAACUUUGGAGCCAUCGUGGAUGAUGAAUGGGCAAGUGGACUGGCGAUAAUGGGAAAUGUUGACUGACCUCCAAUCACAAGCAUCUGGAAAGGACAUUGCUCGACAAGGAAUGACCUCCCCUAAGUGGGCCAUUACAGAACGUACAGAGCCUCUAUCUACGAUAUAUCCAAGACCUAUACAUAAAAGUCAGUCAACUACUUUUUCUUAAGAAAAGUGCUGCUUUCUUUUUAAUGAAGCUCAAGUAAAGAAACAAGAUUCCCCAGGUUGCAGUAGAAUCUAUCAUUCACAGUACACGUAGUUUAAUUAGCCAAGUUCUGUCCUCUGUUGAAAGUGAAGUGCUGACUGCUCUUGAAGGUUGUGAACAUAAGGAUAUUGUCAAAGAUUUGUUUAAAACUACACCAGAUCCUUUUAAUUGUAUGGACACUGAGGCACUACAAACUAAGUUCAUAAAGGAACAUUUUAAUUUUGUUGAUUACAAAGAGAUUACAAUUGGGACAAAGUUUGUUCGAAAAAAAAAAGGAGCGAAAAGAGUUAUUUGUGAAAAAGCGGAGUCUUUCUUUUAUAUUCCUAUUAUAGAAAGCUUGCAACAACUGCUAUUAAAUGACAGGAUAUCAGCCAUGGUUCUGAAAAAGCCAAAUAUGCAUAAAUCAGGAGUGUUCUAUGAUAUGCAUGAUGGAAGUAUUUAUCAAAGAGACAAUUUUUUUGAUGAAGAUAGAAAGUCGUUUCUGAUUAUACUAUACCAUGAUGAGUUAGAAGUGUGCAAUCCUCUUGGAAGCAAAGCAGGUACACAUAAAUUAGACCUUUACUAUUACACAAUCGGUAACAUAAGUCCAAAGUUCAGGUCCAAGCGGUGUGCUGUUCGAUUAUUGGCAAUUGCUAAUGCAAAAUUAGUUAAGAAAUAUGGAAUAAACUGUAUUAUGAGGCCGAUCAUAGAAGAUUUGCAGUUGCUGUAUAACGGACGUACAAUGUUGAUUAAUGGCGUAAACCAGAAGAUCUAUGGCAAAGUAUUAAUGUGUGCUGGGGAUACCCUUGGUCAACAUUAUUUGGGUGGAUUCAAAGAAGGAGUUGGGGUAGCAUUUCAAAAAUGUCGACAUUGUAUGUGUGAGUUUGAUGAGAUGCAAUCUAAUUUUGUUGAGGAAUCCUUCAGACUUAGGACAAGACAAAAUUAUAACAGGCAAUGCUCUGAAAUUGAACAAGCAUCUACAAAAUUUGUAAAGAAAGAUUUGCAAACUAGUUACGGAAUUAAUGUGAGAAGUGCAUUAUGUGAGCUUCCAACAUUUGAUGUGACAAAGCAGCUUCCCCAAGAUAUUAUGCAUACGUUACUUGAAGGAACAGUCCAGUAUGAAGUUAGAUUUGUAUUAUUGCACUUUAUACAGUCUGGUAGCAUUACAUUAAAUCAAAUCAAUGGUGCUAUUGCUAAUCAUGCCUAUGGCUAUUCAGAAGUCUCUGAUAAACCGGGGCCACUUAAAGAAUCUGUAUUUUUUGGUAUAGAUAGGUUUGGAAUACAAAGCAGCCCAGGCUCAUUUAUUUCUACGUUUGUUGCCUUUUAUUAUUGGACCUUUAGUAGACAAAAGCAGUCGUCACUAUACCUUUCUUAUUGAGCUGAUUCAAAUAGUCCAGUUAAUAUUUUCACCAGUUAUUAAGAUUGAAAGCAUCCAAUAUUUAAAACAUUUAAUUAAAGAACAUUUAUUCAACUUCACAGAACUGUUUCCAGAUGUUAAUAUAACACCAAAGCAACAUUAUCUCAUACAUAUUCCAUCUACGAUACGGAUGCUUGGACCAAUGGUUCGUUCAUCAUGUUUUAGCUUUGAAUCGGCACAUAACUACCGUACUUUAAAGAACUUGCUAGAAAGCAAAACUUUAAGAAUUUGACAAUGUCACUUGCUAAGCGUCAUCAGUUUAAUGAUUGUUGCAAUUUUGGUAAUUCAAAUGAGCCAACAGACUCGCACCCCCUGUUUUCAAGUGAAAAAACAUACGGAGUUGUAAGGAAAGUGGAUCAGUUGAGCUGUAAUAACCCGCGCAAUAAGUUUGACGAAUUAGGUCUGUUACCUGGAAUACAGUUAAACAAUGUCUUUAAAACAAGUUGGAUAAAGUUGUAUGGUACAACAUAUAAAAAGGGUGCUAUUGUUGCUGUUGGUACAACUGGUGAUCCAGAAAUUCCUGUUUUUGGUGCAAUAUCACAAAUAUUGUUAAUACAAGAGUAUGUAUAUUUUGGAGUAGACUUAUGGAACACUGUAUGUUUUGAAUACAGUUAUCAGGCCUAUCUAGUAACAGACACCCACAGAUUUUCUUUUUACGCGACCGAAAGUUUAGUUGAUUAUAAUGUAUUUCAUUUAAAGAAUGAUGAAUGUGGUAACAACUACGUUCCUGUUAAAUAUGAUAUUGAUGAUAUUAUAGAAGAAUAUGUUGAAGGAAGGAGUUACUAAACAUGAAGACAUUGUGCUUACAACACAUUUUAUGGAUGUAGGAAAUGUAUUUGAAAGUUAAUUAUCUUGUAAUCUUUUAAUAAUUUAAUUAAGCAAAUAUUGUGUCUUUUAUUUUAUACAAUACAAAUUUUAAUUGAAUGGACAUAAAAUAGUCUACCUAUGAUCAAAAAUGUGAUUAAUAAUUGAUAUGCAUUAAAUAAGUAAGGUAAA